AUGGAUCAAGAAUACGAUUGCAUAAUUCUCGGCACUGGACUAAAAGAAUGCAUAUUGAGUGGAUUGUUGUCUCACAGUGGCAAAAAAGUUUUGCACAUGGAUCGAAACAACUACUAUGGCGGCGAAAGCACAUCUAUGCAUCCUUUAGAAAAGCUCUUCGAAAAGUUCAACCUCACAGCUCCACCUGCUGAGAAAUUCGGCGAUGGUCGUUCUUGGAAUGUGGACUUAGUUCCAAAGUUUCUGAUGGCCCACGGUGGCCUUGUCAAGUUGCUGAUACAUUCUCAGGUGACAAAGUACUUGGAGUUCAAGCAGAUCGAAGGAAGCUAUGUUUUUAAAGGUGGCAAUGUCUACAAGGUUCCUGCCGACGAGAAAGAAGCCUUGUCAUCGCCUCUGAUGGGGAUCUUCGAGAAGCGGAGAUUUCGGAAUUUCCUUCUAUUUGCUACAAAAUACAGCUUUGAUGAUCCGAAAACAUGGCAGGGAACUGAUCCAAAGACGACCACCAUGCGAGAAGUCUUUAAAAAAUUUGGGCUUGAUCAAAACACUCAAGAUUUCACAGGCCAUGCCAUCGCUCUUUUCCUUAACGAUGACUACAUAGACCAGCCCUGUGAGGAAACAAUCCGCCGUAUUCAACUGUACUACGACUCUCUGUCCAGCUAUGGAAAAAGUCCUUAUUUGUAUCCUCUCUACGGACUGGGCGAGUUACCGCAAGGUUUUGCAAGGCUCUCUGCAGUCUAUGGGGGCACUUAUAUGCUAGACAAACCCGUAGACGAGAUUGUCAUAGAGGAAGGUUCGGUCGCGGGAGUCAAGUCACAAGGUGAAAUCGCCAAAACGAAGAUUGUGAUCGCUGAUCCUUCAUACUUUCCCGAAAGAGUUAAAAAAGUCGGACAGGUUGUUCGCUGUAUCUGUCUGCUAUCCCAUCCGGUACAGAAAGCUGGUAAUUCAAAUUCUUUUCAGCUGAUCAUUCCACAAAAUCAAGUCGGUAGGAAAUCUGGUAAGUUUAAGUGUCGUAUGAUUGUCAAUCAAUUUUAUUUGAAUUGAUCUUUCUUCACCUGCAGUUCUUGACAAGAGGUAAUGUACUAGUUAAGCGAUGAUAAAGUGGAAAGUAGGGUAAAAUAAUAAUUUUUUUCAUAGGAAAAUUGUGAAAGUUCCCCUGGAUUUCCAUGAAAAAUUUCUUGUCUUGAUUAACAUUUCAAUUUAAUCGGGAUCAAAGUACUAAACAACAUAGACUUGAAUAUUUUUUCAACCAGUCAAUCUGUUGACACUGACUUCAUUGACGACAAAAUUUACUUUUAAUAUUCGCUGAUUAUAAACAUUUACUAAAAAAAAUAGAAAUUGCUCUGUUUGUACAACGAAAAAUUGAGAAAAAAUUUUGUUUUAAUCAAACAUGGUAGAUAUGAUUUUGCCCCUCUUUAAAUUUCAAAUGUGUGCAUAUGGUUUUAAUAUUAAUGAACUACAUGCACCUGCUCACAUUUAAUGGCAUACAUUUGGUGAUUUUUUGCUUUCUUGUUCUUUUGUAUUCAACAGGCCUUUUCUUAAAUAUCUUAAAGAAGCUUUUUUCACUUUAUAUUCACUUUUCAGAGAUCAUCUUUCCAAGCUCAAAAAAGCUUCUAGCCACUGAAGCUCUUACCAUGAUCCUUAAUAUUUUUUCCUGACAAAUAUAUUAUAACAAUCAGGGUUGGGCUGUUCAAACCUGGGUGAGAUAAUCCAGGGUUUAUAGCAGAGCUCCUUGCGUGCGAGCGGAGCACUAUCGCUAAGAAAAUUGGGUAAUCUAUCCAUCCGAGAAAAUUUGGUUAUGACCUCAGGGUACGACCAGUCUAAAUAAUAUUUCUUUAAACUUACAUUAACGGAGCAUGAAAUGAACUUUCUGUGCUUCCAAACUAAAGUUGUUUUUUCUUUGCAGAUAUCUAUGUGUCUUGUAUGUCUCAUACAAAUCAAGUUGCUGCAAAAGGCAAAUUCUUGGCUAUUAUCAGCACAACAGUGGAAACCUCCAAUCCUGAGGAUGAGUUAAAGGCAGGGUUGGAUCUGCUUGGUAGUUAUGAUGAGAAGUUUGUGUGGGUCAGUGACCUGUAUGAACCUGUAGAUGAUGGAAAGGAGAGUAAGGUGAGAAAUAUUCAAGUAUAAUAUCAGCUUUGACAUCAAUAUAGUCUGUAUAGCAGUCCAUCAGGACUGUUACUUAGGCAAGGGAUGGGAGCUUAAGCAACAAUGAUGACAACGGCAGUGGAAACAUCACUGAGAAAAUGAAUUUACAUUAUUUCAGUGUUUAUUGCAUCUAUUCAGACCUGCUCAUGGAUGCCUAAGAACUCUAUCCAGGUUGGAAAGAGAGAGGGAAAUUCAUUGCAGCGUGUUCCAUCCUCCAUUAAAAGGUGCAUUGGGCGAUUUCAGAAAAUAUCCAUACCAUACCACGGACGGCUUUAAGGAUUUCCGAAGGGGAGGGGGGAUUCACGAUUAUGGAAUUCUGAAGGCAUGGGGGGGUAUUUACGAUUUGAAAUCCGAAGGUAUGGGGGAAUUCCACAGGUGGGAUUUCUGGAGUAGAAAGUGUAGAGUAAGUUCCUGGAAAACGCUAUUGUUGUGGACUUUUGUAGUUAAGAAAUAAACCACGAACGUAUGACCCGCGGAAGCAGAAGACAAGCAUCGAUAGAUCAGACACGUGUUUACGCUCAUAACUUAUAGAAGUGAACAGUAAAACGUUGGUUUCACAUGUUCCUUGAUGAAUUUCUUGUCACGUGAAUAAAAACUGAAAAUGUAUCUUUUAAUACCGCUUGCAAAUUUCUUGUUACUCCCGUCCGAAACCGUCCGAUAAACAGUAAAAAACUCGCACCAGUCCCUCACUUCCAAGGAACGCCUGUCAGAUUAGAACGCUUUUAAAUGCGCACUACAUGACGUAUAAAAGGACGCAACACGACUCGACGGUAUGUUUGACCGCCAAAAGAUUUUAACAGUCUGUUUGAGCUAUUUUCCUUUAUAAACGUCAAAACAGCACAAGAAAACAAAGAGGAGUAAAAUUACCUUAAGUGGUGUUUAUUUUUAUAGCCAAAUUCGGACUUAAAAAGGAGUUUGCACGGCCUGGCAACUAAGCGUGGUUUUUCUUGUCACUGAAGAGUAAAGCUUGUCACCUGGCGCCGCUAGAUCACAGCCUUGAGGAGGCAUAAAUUCAUGUUCGUUUGUUCUUAUAGGCGUUGCUAAGUCGAAAAUGUACUUCCAAAAAAACCCGGAAAUUCUGAAGGGGAGGGGGGAUUCACGACUAUGGAAUUCUGAGGGCAUGGGGGGGUAGCGCAUUUUGGAAUUUCCGAAGGCAAGGGGGGGUUAAAACAUGGAAGCCGUCAGUGGUUGGGUAUGGAUAUUUUCUGGAAUUGCCCAUUAGGAAGUUUCACAUUGUUUCUUCACCAAGCACCUAUUAAUGUGGGAAAUCCAUUGUGACUUAUAAACAUCACUUGGUGAAGAAGCUCUAGAUCUCAGCUGUAACCAUUGAAAUAUUUUGCUGCAAGUUCAAGUUAAUUUCCCUGUGGAACUUUUACAUUAAUUCUAUCCUUAAUACCCUGUAUAACUUCAUAAGAGCCAGUUGUUUCUAAUACUAACUGCUAUUUUCUUUUUAGAUUUUCAUUUCUAAGUCGUACGAUGCCACAACCCAUUUUGAGACAUGCUGUGAAGAUAUCAUGGAUAUGUAUGAGAGGAUUGUUGGAGAAAAAUUAAACCUUGCUUCGCUAUCUCAUCAUCUUAAUUCUGCUGAAUAGAACAGGAUUGUUUUUUUGGUCUCUCUUUUUCACCACUGAGUCCCAGGGUUUAAGAUAUGGAUAGUACUAUUCACAGGAUAACACCAUUAUUGGUUUUCUUUGCAAUGAUCAGGGUUCUCCAGAAGUUCUGGUUAUCCAUCUGUUUAGUCACCCCAGAAAGGAUGGCUACUCAAAGAAAUAAUUGUUCCACCACAUUCGUUUCUUAACACUUUGUCUUCAUAAAAACAAAGAAAAUUAAUGAUAAAAGCAGGUACCAUCCUCGUGACCAAACGUUUUUUAAGGGCACCCAAAAUGCACGGAAAUGCACUUUUCAGGGCUCCCAAAGUUAAAUUUUUCUCAGAGAAAGCCUCUGGACUCUUCCAAUUGUAGCUUGGAGCCCCCAUCUUAACCUACUGCCACACAUGACUGCACUAUGUGAAAGGUGCCCUGCAUCUUUCCAUUGAUCUAAUCUAUUGUCACCUACCUAUAUCUUUUCUUCUUCUACCUAAAAUUUUGUGGAGAACCUUGCACUUGUUCAUUGGAUGUUGAUUUAAUUUAUGCAUUGGACAGUAUCUUACAUCUUUUGGAUGACUAGGGUUGGGGCUGUAGCUAGAAUGAGGCGAACAAAACAAAAUUUUUUUUCCAUGAAAAAAGAAUAACCAGCAUUGGUGUAAAUUAAUUGUGUACCAGUUAGGACAGGUAGCGAAUAAUAUGUUAAAUAACCGACUUAAGAAAGUUAUAUAGCUCCAAGAAUCUCCUGUUUUUGAGCUUGUACCGGUCUCAUUUAAUCAACAUAUUGUUUUGUCCUGGUCUCAUGUAAACAACUGCAAAAAUUACAAAUUUGUACCGGCCUGAGUUCGUCCCAGUCUCAUGUAAUUACCCUCUAAGUACUAUUAAAUGGCCUUCUCUCAGAUGCCAAAGGACAGAGUUUUUAUGCUGAUAGUGAGUUCAGAAAAACCUUGAAAAGAUGCUCCAAGAUUUUUUAGCUUCCUGUGUAUCAGUAUGUCUGUUGCAUACACCAUAUUGUGCAUUCGAGCUGGCUGUCAUAGCAUUCAUGUAGGCAUGGUUAUUUUCAAAAUUGCAGAAAUUUCUCAUGUAGUAGUAUAGUUUUCGAAAUAUUCACAGAAUCAGUUUGAUGUGCAGACUGAGAAAAAAGUGCAGAU
Molecule: messenger RNA, 4873 nt
Organism: Porites lobata
Lineage: Eukaryota; Metazoa; Cnidaria; Anthozoa; Scleractinia; Poritidae
Source: the annotation of a GenBank genome assembly